Messenger RNA from Triticum aestivum (bread wheat), 2431 nucleotides. RefSeq lists its product as uncharacterized. The record is from RefSeq and is a predicted model, not a curated record. The transcript is spliced from 7 exons. Bases 1689 to 2237 code for a protein of 182 amino acids. NCBI's taxonomy places the organism in Eukaryota, Viridiplantae, Streptophyta, Magnoliopsida, Poales, Poaceae. Gene Ontology annotation, molecular function: endonuclease activity; zinc ion binding; nucleic acid binding.
GCAGGUUUUCCACCGGGAGAACAAUUUCUAGAUGCUAAAUUGAAAUGUAUUGUCCAGUGUCUUGCGAUGUCAUUCUUUCAUUAUUCAAGGCAUUGUGUGGCGAUGAACACAUGACCAGCAAGGGGCCCUGCCCCCCUCCCAAUACUAUGGAUUUGUUCAUAAUAAACACAUGAACAAUGCAGCAUUUGACUUGUUUUCUGCUCCAACCGGCCCUCCUCAACAUCCUAAUCCCACUAAUCCCGCCUCCGCCACUGCAGGCAUGCCGGCCUUUUCUUAAUUGCUAUACUUUUGAGGACGCAUCACUAAAAAAACUAAAAGAGGUUUCAUGGCAAUGAUGAAGUGCUACCAAAUUAUGUUCCAAGAAAAAUGAUUUCUGCCUCAACUUGACUACAUGCAUGUUGAAUUGUUGACCCGAUUUGACGGACUAUAUAAGUGCUCUUCUCCUUGGGAAUUUGAAAGCACGCCCCUUCUAAGCAUCGCACAAUAUAUAUGCUUAUAUAUGUGGUAGCAGUCAUUGGUACAAGCAUGUGUGCAUUAGACCAGAAAAGGGGUAAGUUGCCUUUGAUACUGAUCUGGUACCCCCCUAUAAGCGUAUGAUAUUAAAUAGGUUUCUAUUGAUUUAUCAAUAGAGAAUUUAUGUCAAUUGAUUUAAUGUCGAUAUAAGCUUUAUGCAAGUUUGUUUUCUCGAGAGUACACGAUCGGUAUUAUAGCUUUUUUAUGCAAGUUUGUGAAUUCUGAAGUAGUGGAUCCUACCAUGUUUCAAACUCGCAGAGCAUAUUGAAGGUGGUACAAAUCAUUGCAGAGUGAAUUACAAGUAGCUAUAUGUGGAUUGGAAUUUAUUGAAACUUUGCAUAUUCAAAAUUUUAAGUCGAAUGAGACGUGCAUUGCACAUGCAUGCUUACUAGUAUUACAAGGCGGAGGGAAUACUAAUUAAGGUAAUUGUAUAUUGUAGCAACGUCUAAGUCACGUGUUUGCAUACUUAUGGCCAGUGAAUGAUGUGGGCAUUUUUUUAUUGUCUUGCCACCGUACAUGAUCGAGUUACAUCGGGGAAUCGAUCCGUGUGAUCCGCAUAGUGUUGUACUCUACAGGGUCAAUCUACCUUGUCAUUUAGUGUGUGCAGCAGUCUUUGUACAUUACAUGAUAUAAUCGGGACAAAAAAAAUUGCAAUCUUUACGGUGGUGGCGAUUCUCGACGAAUAUUAUCAUUUUAUUUGUGAACUUGGUGUAUCACUGAUUGCAAAUCUAGAUUAAUACCGGACUGAACUUGGUGUAUCACUUAUUUGUAAACAAAAAUAGUUCGAACAUUGUAAUAAGAAGGCAAAUAUAGAUGCUCAUGAGCUUGAUGACUAGAUUUUCCUUGACGUUGGAUUGGUUUGAGGAAUCUCUGACUGAAAUUGUGCGCUUCUCAUAAACGAUUUAACCGUCAUUUUCAAUGAACAAAGUUUUAGGUGUUUUGUGAAAAAUAAUAGAUCGGGAUAUUUUUGAAAAAAACAUAGCAUGAUAUUUUAACCUUAGAUUUGUCUUAUCCAUUUGUUGUGAGAUUAGUGCGAGCAGACCCUUUGCUCGAGCCUUUUCCGGAGAGACCUACCUCGAGGUAUCUCAGAAAUCAACGGCUCAAAAUAAACCCCGGAAACCGAAUCCCUGCGCCCACACAGACACUGUGACGGAACUCCUCCAGAUAGGAAGAUAAUGGUGGGCCGGAAGCCGAUGCGCCGGCGCCGCGCCGACCACCCGCCUCCGCCGCCGCCACAGUCCUUCGGUGCCACGGCCCGGCCGACCUCCCCCCGCUCCUCCACCUCCGCCUCCGCCGUCGCCGACCUGGACGAGCUGCUCCACACGCCGUCCGCGUCGGAGCCCCGGAGCUUCCCGCACGCGGUGAAGCAGCAGUGCUGGGAGAAGGCCGAGAAGGUGCCUGGGCGCGACCCGGAGAGGUGGCGCCGCGACGCGCUCGGCAACAUCGUCUUCCGCAAGCUCGUCGGCUGCCCCGGCUGCCUCUGCCACGACUACGACCACAUCGUGCCCUACUCCAAGGGCGGGAAGAGCACAUUGGAGAACUGCCAGGUUUUGCAGGCUACUGUGAAUCGAUCUAAAGGGAACAAUACUGAGAUAUCCAAAUCUGAACUAGCACAGAGAAGCGCAUAUUGUCGGGUUUCAGGACGUGAUAUGGAUCUUUUUGAACUCUCUGCCUUUGGGAAUGUUCGACGAGGGCCAGAUUCAGGGGGCUGCAAAAUCCAAUGAAGAAAUGAACAUAUCUGAUGUGAUGUUAACCAGCUUUGAGCAGUUGCCUCGAAUCUGUGAAGAGAAAGCUUGGUUGAUGGUUGUGUCAAAUAUUAUCAGUUAUAUGUCUGUAAUUUGACACUUUGAGUGAAUUAUCCAAGGAAAAAGGAUCUGCUAUUUUGCAGCCCAAUAUAUGUUGUGUUCAGUACGGAGUA